AUUACUAUAUAAGCAGCCUGUUCGAGCGUUAUCAGUAUCAGAAAAUAUCGCUAACGAUUCAGUGACAAGUGAAAAAAGAAGACGCUCCGUUCGAUUUUCAAAAUGUCGCAGAAACUGAUAAUUUUGGCUCUUUUUAUCGCUAUAAUCUACUGCACUUCCGCUUUUCCCCAGGGAUCCGCGUGCGGUCCUAACCAAAUAUUUGACACCUGCGGAUCCGUCUGCCAGCCAAGCUGCAAAAAUCCUUCUCCAGAUGUCUGCGUUUUGAAAUGUACUGUUGGAUGCCGAUGCAAAGAAGGAUUCGUUGAAAGUGAUGACGGAAAUUGUGUUUUGACCAAAGAUUGUAGUUAGAACUGAAAUGGAAAAAUUUUAUUAUAACUUUAAGAAAGAUGUGAAGAUAUUUUCUUAAAGACUUAAUGAGGAAUCUCUGUAUUUAUUUUUUAGUGAUAUCCUCUAAAUAAAUCACAAAGUUUAUUGUAUAUUACAUCAUUCACGGAAGUCUAGAUUAAGCCACUUUUAUUUAAUAAAAGAAAAUAUCUUAAAUAUAAAACAUAUUCUUUUUUAUUAUAAAUACAUGCUUGAUUUACAUUAGUGAAUCAUAUAAUUGAUUUAAUUCUAGUUUUAUAUGUAGAAUACGAAUCGUUUCUUUAUCUAAGAAUGUGUCACAAAUGUAUCUUCAGGUGUGAUCAGGUAUACAUAAUAAAUAUACAUUAUUUUAUCUCGA
Molecule: messenger RNA, 721 nt
Organism: Vespa crabro (European hornet)
Lineage: Eukaryota; Metazoa; Arthropoda; Insecta; Hymenoptera; Vespidae
Product: chymotrypsin inhibitor-like
Exons: 3
Coding region: 103-348 (81 amino acids)
Source: RefSeq, a predicted model, not a curated record